AUGGGAUCCAAAAAGAACAUUUAUGAUGUCUACUAUAUCCAUUCUAGUGAUGUCUCCUCAAAUAUACCAAGAUUCCCUUCGACAGGAAUGAUUUCAACCACUGGAAAAGUAGUUGUCGAUCAAUUAUUAUUUAGUCCAUGGUUGAUCAAUUGUAACUUUGCCGCCGUUCAAUUCUUCCGUAAUGGUGGUAAAUUCGAUCUUGAUCUACAUAAAGAGAAAUUGGAAAGAGAUUUUUUUAGUACAGUUAAACAAGCUUGGACUAUUUGGCCAGUUGCAAAUUUCAUUAUAUUUUCUAUUAUUCCUUAUAACUAUAGAAUGGGUGCUGGUAACCUUGUCACUGCAUAUUGGAGUGGUUAUUUAUCAUCCAUGUCAAACAAAACACAAUCCCCACCAUCAUCAACUACGCCAACACAACAACAAUCUACUAUAACUACACCUAAUAAUAUUACAACUACUACUACUACUACGACCACCGCUGCGACUGUAACACCAACUUCUCUUUAA
Messenger RNA from Cavenderia fasciculata, 504 nucleotides. Its product is annotated as pmp22 family protein. Gene Ontology annotation, cellular component: membrane; cytoplasm. The transcript has 3 exons. NCBI's taxonomy places the organism in Eukaryota, Evosea, Eumycetozoa, Acytosteliales, Cavenderiaceae. The record is from RefSeq and is a predicted model, not a curated record. Bases 1 to 504 code for a protein of 167 amino acids.